Molecule: messenger RNA, 1167 nt
Organism: Angiostrongylus costaricensis
Lineage: Eukaryota; Metazoa; Nematoda; Chromadorea; Rhabditida; Metastrongylidae
Source: the annotation of a GenBank genome assembly
AUGGGCAAUCGCCAGUCGGGCGUCUCGCCGACGAUCGUCGUCCGUCCGAAGCGUGGAUUCUUCCAGAAAUUGUUCGCGAAAACUCGACUCGACCCCACAGCGUUGGCUCAAACCUGUCCUCCACCGGUCGGCGGUGAGAUGCCGAUUGGUGAAUGUACAGUGCUAAGGGAUCGACCAGCUUUACGACUUGAUUCACGUCUUGUGUGUAAAUAUGAGAUUCUAUCUGUUAUAGGAAAGGGCAGUUUUUCCCAGGUUAUGCGGGUUCAGCACCGAAUUUCGCGAAAGUAUUUCGCCGUGAAACUCGUCUCAUCCGAUUGCGGAUCGGUGAACAAUGAACUGAGUAUUUUGAGCCGAGUUUCACAUCCGUUCGUUAUUCGACUUGAAGAAGUGUUCAAAUCGUCGUCAAAGUUAUUUAUUGUGAUGGAAAUGGCUAGUGGAGGAGAAAUGUACGAGCGAGUGGUGUCUAAAGGCAGAUACUCCGAAUCCGAAGCUCGUCAAGCAUUGAAAAUGCUUCUCAACGGCCUUGCAUAUUUACACUCAUUACGAAUUACACAUCGUGAUUUGAAACCGGAAAACCUACUCUACAGCGACAUGAGGCCAGAUGCUAGGUUACUAAUUACGGACUUCGGUUUGGCACACCAAGCAACAAGACCGAACGAGACCAUGACGGAAACUUGCGGUACACCGGAAUACAUAGCACCCGAGUUAUUACUACGAGUACCGUACACUGAAAAAGUCGAUAUGUGGGCUGUUGGUGUGAUCGCAUAUAUUCUGAUGUCGGGCAUCAUGCCGUUCGAUGAUGAUUGUCGGUCCCGUCUCUACACGCACAUCAUCACCGCCAACUACGUCUACUAUCCCCAGUUCUGGUCGGGCUCGGAGUCAGCAAAGCAGUUCGUCGACUGUUUGCUGGAGACGAAUGCCGCCGAACGGUUAAGUGCUGUCGAUGCGGCACAACAUGAGUGGAUAACUGGCGAGCGGUCCAUCGUCGUCAAGACCAGUCGGACCCCAUCUGAAUACAACAACAUGCAGAGAACAAAAUCGACUCGAUCCAUUCGUUCGGUGACACGAUCCGAUCACGGACAUCGCGUUGAUCCACGCGAGGUCGACCAGUUAGCUAACGAUCUGAAACGAGUCGCACAGAGUACAAAGAACUACGGCGUUUUCUAG